This is a messenger RNA of Zootoca vivipara (common lizard), 2227 nucleotides long. RefSeq names its product hemojuvelin BMP co-receptor (gene HJV). Gene Ontology annotation, biological process: BMP signaling pathway. Lineage: Eukaryota; Metazoa; Chordata; Lepidosauria; Squamata; Lacertidae. Gene Ontology annotation, molecular function: coreceptor activity. Gene Ontology annotation, cellular component: plasma membrane. The record is from RefSeq and is a predicted model, not a curated record.
UCUUUAGGCUGCUGGUCACAAGCAAUUGAUGUCUUUUCCCCCUCGAUUAUCAUGAGAAGGCAGGAGCUGGGGGCCUUUGGGGGUGUUUAUGGAGGAAAGCUGGCAGUUUCCCCGCAGGGGGAGUUUGACCAAGCAGCAUUCUAGUUCACAUUGAGACAGCCACUGAAAGAAAGAAGGAAGCAAAGAGAACGGAGGGAGAGGAACAAUCCUGGUAAGCAACGUUCAUAAACUCUGGAUGGAUUGGAAUGGGGAGACUCGCCUGCUUCAUGAGGCCGGGACGCUCGACAAAUGCUGGUUUCAUCAUUAAAGCGCUCUUCCUUCUCCUGCUCUGUAGACAUGCAUAUUCCCACUGCAAGAUCUUGCGCUGCAACUCCGAGUACGUGGCCUCCACGCUCAACUUGCGUGGCCCCAACAAGCACGCCAGCUACUGCAACACCCUGCGCUCCUACUCCCGCUGCACACGCAGGACGGCCCGCACCUGCCGCGGGGACCUCGCCUACCACUCUGCCGUCCACGGCAUCGAGGACCUCAUGAUCCAGAACAAGUGCUCCAAGGAGGGGCCCGCUUUGCCGCGGCGGCCCCCCGCGCCAUCCCCUGGCCACCAGGGUUUGGAACCCCCAGAGAUCUGUGAUUACGAGAAGAGCUUUUCCCGGAAACACAACAGACCCCCCACAUACCAGCACUGCGCCACGUUCGGGGACCCCCACGUACGGACCUUCAGCGACGAGUUCCACACGUGCAGAGUGGAAGGUUCCUGGCCGCUCCUGGACAACAACUAUUUGUUUGUUCAAGCGACAAGCUACCCUGUCUUGAAAGGAUCAAACGCAACUGCUACUAGCAAGCUCACCAUCAUAUUCAAGAACAUGAAGGAGUGCAUAGACCAGAAAGUCUACCAGGCAGAGAUUGACAACCUGCCGGCAGCUUUCGAGGACGGAUCCACGAACGGGGGCGAGAAACCCGGAGGGAAAAGCUUGAGCAUCCACGAGCGCAUGCCCGGGCAGCACGUGGAGAUCCUCGCCACGUACAUCGGCACCACCAUUGCUGUGCGCCAGGCAGGGAGGCAGCUCUCUUUCUCCAUCCGGGCGGCCGAGGACGUGGUGCGCUCCUUCACGGAGGAGCAGGACCUCCAGCUGUGUGUGGGAGGCUGCCCGCCCAGCCAGCGCAUUUCCCAGACCGAGUGCUGCUGCAGCAACGGGGCCAUCCCUGCGCAGAAGGCCCAGCUCCUGUGCAAGGAGAAGCUGCCGGUGGAGGACGUCUACUUCCAGUCAUGCGUCUUUGACGUGGUGACAUCGGGAGACAUCAACUUUACGCUGGCUGCACACGCUGCCUUGGAGGACGCCAAAGUCUUCCACCCGGAUGCCAAGAAGCAUCACCUCUUUCAAAGCGAUGCAGCUUGCUUGUCCCAGGGCUCGGCCUUCCUCCUCCUCAUCACGUUGGCCCUUUCAGCAUUGCAACAUGGCACAGGACAAACUGUGAAGCUGUAAGAAUCUGGGAUGGAUGGAGAUUAUGUUCAGAAGCAGGGUACCCUGUCCUUCCAAGCUUUAUUAGGGAGGGUGGAAAUGGACAAAUCUGUUGAUUUUGACCUCUCCCCUCCUCGUUUCUCAAAUCUUAAGUUCAGCAUGUCAAACUUCCACAUCAUUUUUUAUUUAUUUAACAAAUCCUCAUGAAAAUUCGCCAGCACUUUGGUGAGAAUUUCUCCUAAUAUGCACAUUUUUUUGGCAAGCAAUUAAUAGAAAUGCAUUCUUGUACACCAUUUUACCAAAGUAUGCACACUUUUUACCCCAGCAGAUGCAUAUUUGUACACUUCUUCUUUGUUAGACAGCUGCGUCGCAAAAUUGGGAGAAGUAUGGAUUGCAAAUGAUAUCUGUGCUUCAGUUGGUGCAUAAUUGUAGAAAAUGGCGCUGCAAGUGGCGAAUAUAGGGCAGAACAGAGAAUUAUGCCUGCUUACACUCUUAGUGUGUGUGCCCCAUGUUCUGCCUGACACCCUGUUAAGCUCACCUGCUCGUCUCAAGUCCAGAGAAGGACAUGGCGCCAUCGCUAGCAUUGAAGUAAGAGUCAACAGCCAAUCCAACAGCCUUCUCUACAUGAACCAGAAGGGUGGCACCAUCUUGGGUUUUUGUGUGUGUAGGGACUAGACAACCCUUUGCAGGGCCGGCUCUAAGGCAAGGCUGGGUGGCGCAGGGCGCCAGGGCGCCGGGCCGCCAAGGGGGUGCUGCACCUGACAGAC